AAUUCCAUAUUUAGGAGAAAGACGAAUAAAAAUAAAGAAAGAAAGAUGUGGUGAAAAACUGAAAAGGAAGUUAGCACAUGCCAUAACCCAAAAGCAUUGGAGUUUUUUAUUAUUAUUUUUUUAUUUAAUUUAAUUGUUCAAACAAGUACGGGAGGAUGAAACAUAGAAUACUUAAGCUCUAAAAUUUAUAUAUUAAAAAUACGCAUGUCGGAUGAAUAAAAAAUUGUGGGUUCUUCAAGGAAAAUACAUCAAAAAGGGAUAGGAACUAUUCUGAUUUCAUUGAUAUUAUUGGUGCCUAAAGUUAGCCAAUGAGCAAUUUUAGUCCCUAAAGUUUAAAGCAAUUACUUUUAGUCCCUUAAAGAUCAUGGCCAAACAAAAAGACUAACACAUUAUGACUCCAUUAGAAACAUUAGGGACUAAAAAGGCUAAAAGCUAUACCACCAAAAGAGGUGGCCUAGCGGUCUUGGUGUGAACGUAGGAGCACCAGAUCCCAUGUUUGAUUCCCAACAGAUGAACUGUGGGAUUUCUGCCUGCAACUAGCCCAGGCUUCUAGCUCUCUUGUGGUGUUAGGGUGAGGUCUGUAGUCAUAGUAGUUAUGGCUCAAUCUAACAUUUUCUAGCGGGGGGGCCCCCUAUGGUCACACCUAAGGGGGUGAGUCACAAUGGUCGCUCCCACCCCCCUUUUGUUCAUAAAAAAAUAAAAAUAAAAAGGCUAAAAGCUAUCACUUUUAAGUUUUUUUAGGACUAAAAGCAACCCCUUUUAAGUUUGUUAGGAAUAAAAGCGAUUACAGUAAACUUUUGGAACCAAAAAAAAAAAAAAAAAAAAAACACUCACGGACUAAAGUUUAAGGACAAACAAUGUAUGUUGGCCAAUUUAAAAAAUCAAACUUUUUCAUAGUAUAGUGCUAAAAAAUGAGUACUGAUUAGUGUAUUUGUUGUGAAAAAGUUCUCAGUGGGUUAAAGUUGGUCCCUCCAACUCUUGCCUAACUAAGUAGUUGGUUCCCUUUCUCCUUUGAGAAAGACAAUCAGUUUUUUGAGUACGUUUUUUUGGUUCCCUUUCUCCUCUGAGAAAGACGAGUGGUUUUCUUUGUUGGUUACGAUUCUUUUAGUGUUGGUGUAUUGCAAGUCUUGCUCUUAGGAUGGAUGAUCUUACAAACCGUUGGACUAAAUUAUCCCUUUCUAAUAAGGAAGGUAAGAGAGUCAUUCUGUCAAAGGGUAAGCAGUCUCAAGAAUUUGGGUUGGCAGCGAGGGUGGUGAAUAUUGAUGCAGUAGCAAAGACUUUCAGGCCUUUAUGGAGAACAAGACAGAGUUUUAAUAUCAGGGAUGCUGGAAACAACUAUCUAGUGUUUGCUUUUGAAAUUGAGGCAGACAUGGAAAAGGUUCUAUUGGGUGAGCCUUGGUCUUUCGAUAGACACCUUGUUGUCUUUCAAAGGUAUGAUGGAAAAGUGCCAAUGAAAGAAGUGGAUUUUGGCUUCUCGAAAUUCUGGGUCCAAUUACACCACCUUCCUUUUAAUCUCUUGACACCUAAGGUAGAUAUGGAUAUUUGCACAAACUUUAGGCACCGUGGUAUUAUCUGAGGAUACCUUUGAGAUGAUGGGAGGAAAUUUUAUGCGAGUGAGGGUGCUUAUUGACAUCUCUCAACCUCUUUGCCAAGGCAGACAAGUUACUUUUGAAGAUGGUUCAGAUGGUUGGAUUGCUUUUAAAUAUGAGCGCCUGCCAAAAGUUUGUUAUUAGUGUGGACGACUUUCCCAUGAUGAUAAAGACUGUAUUUUGUGGUUACAAAGCAAGGGAUCUCUGAAGACUGAGAAUCAACAAUUUGGGCAAUGGCUUCAUGCAUCUCAGUUCAAUCCUUCAAAUAAGAUGGUGAUUGAUGUUAAGGGAUAUGGUGAGGAUUGGAGAGUGAGGCCUGAACCUGUACAGUUUGAGGAACAAAGAGCUCCUGCUCUGCCUAGCAAUCUAAUGAUUCUUCAAGAUGAUUCUAUUGGAAGCACUCAGGUGAUUCUUCAUGAUGAUGAUGCUGGUAGUCGGAGGAAAGGUGAGCAAUUGCGGGUUGUGGAGCCAACAGUGGAUGCACUCAAUGGUGGCUGCCAAGGUAUGGUUAUUCCUGAUACUUGUCGGCUUUCAAAUUUUGAAAAAUCAGUUCCAAAUUUUGAGGAGACACUUCAGCAGUUAGAUAAGUAUAUUUCCGAGGAUUAUGUGCCUCCAAACAAGGAUCUGAGAUAUUUGGUUUCUGAGGAUGUUUUGUUGGGUAGCUCAAGUGCAGAUAAAACUAAAGAUGAUUUGGUUACUAAUGCUGAGUUGGAUAAGUCCAAGGUGGAUAAGUUUCCUCAGAAUGUGGGAACUAUGAGUAGCGAUAUACUGCAUAAAUAUAAUGUGGGCUUAUCUGGGGUGAAGCCUAGACUUCGUACUUGGGUUAGAAAGUGUGGGAGGUCAAUGAAGUCUAACUUGGGGAAAUCUGAGUCUGAAACAGGUUUUAAGAGAAAGUCUCCAAGGAAAACUCCUGUUCUAAGUGUGAAAAAAAGAAAAGAAAAAAAGCAAAGCUUGAGGAGGACACAAAGAAGUUUGGUGUGCUCUUGGCUACACAUCUAGGAUCGGCGGAGGUUGCUAGACAACCCCGCCGGGAACAAUGAAUCUUUUGAGUUGGAACUGUCGAGGGCUUGGAAACCCUCAAUCAGUUAAUGCCUUAAAAGAGGUUAUUAGGAUAGAGAAGCCCAAAAUAGUCUUUCUUAUGGAAACUAAAUUGGAUAGAGACUGAAUGGAAAAAGUUCGUGAUUAGUGUGGUUUUAAGCAAAGUUUAAUUGUUCCUAGUAGAAAUAGUAGUGGUGGUUUGGCUUUGUUGUGGAAAGAUGAUGUUAAAGUUAAUCUGUUAAAGUAUUCUUUAUCUAAUAUUGAUGUUUAAGUGUUUUGUGGUGAGGAUGUUGGUUGGUGGCAUUUAACUGGUUUUUAUGGGAAUCCAGUGACUGCAAAACGAGUUGAAUUCAUGGUGCCUUCUUAAACUUUUAAGUGGUCUUUCUCAGUUACCCUGGUUAGUGAUAGGGUAUUUUAAUGAAAUAAAAUGACAGUUUGAGAAGGAGGGUGGGGCAGUACUCUCUGCCCAGCAGAUGCAGAAGUUUGUGGAUACAAUUAAUUGGUGUGGUCUAAGGGAUUUGGGCUUUGUUGGUCCUAAAUUUACUUGGCUAUAUCAGCAGAGAGAUGGGGUUCAAAUCCGAGAGAGGCUUGACAAAGGGUUUGCUACAGUGGAUUGGUUAGACAAAUUUCCUAUGGCGAGACUUUAUCAUUGCACAUCUUCUGUUUCAGAUCAUUGCCCUCUUUAUUUACAUCUCGAAGAGAGGAAAAAGACUCAGCAUUUUGGCAAAAGCUUUCGUUUUGAAGCGAUGUGGCUGAAAGAAGCUAGCUGUGAAGAAGUGGUUACAUUGGCUUGGGAGGAAGCAACAAUCAAUGGUCAAAUUUCCCUAUGGUGGAAUGUUUGAAUAAUUGUCGUAUGAAAUUGGAGGAUUGGAAUAAAAAUGUGUUUCGCCAUGUGGGGAAUAAUCUGGCCAGACUUCAGAAACACUUACAACGGCUAGAACUACAAAGUGCCACACCUGAAGUUAUUGCUUCUUUGAGGGACCCUAGGGUGGAGUUCAAUUGUUGGAGAGAUAAGGAAGAAGCUAUGUGGCAUCAAAGGUCUAGAUUAAGUUGGCUACAAUCUGGAGAUAAGAACACAGGCUUUUUCCACUCCAAAGCUUCUUCACGGUUUCAAAAGCAUUUCAUUGAGGGGCUGCUAGAUUCGAGCGACAGAUGGGUGGAAGAUCAGCGUGAGAUAGAGAAUGUGGUGCUCAACUACUAUUCAGAAUUAUUCAAGUCAUCUAACCCCACAGAAUUUGUCGAGAUUCUUUCCUCUGUUCAUCCUAAAGUUUCCACAACCAUGAAUGAUGCUUACCAGGGAUUUUCAAGAGAAUGAGGUAUGUAAAGCCCUUAAACAAAUGUAUCCUCUAAAAGCACCAGGUCCAGACGAGGUGCCUCCUUUAUUUUUUCAACAUUUUUGGCCUACUAUUGGUCGAGUUGUCACUAAAAAAGUUUUGGACUUCCUAAAUUCUGGUGUUUGUCCACCUAAUUUUAACGAUACCCAAAUUUUUUGAUCCCCAAAAUUAAGAACUUGUUCCGUAUUACUGAUUAUAGGCCCAUAAGUCUUUGCAUUGUUGUUUAUAAGCUCGCAUCCAAGACGCUAGUGAAUAGACUGAAAUUCUACCUUCUAUUAUUGGGGAUAGUUAGAGUGCCUUUGUUCAUGGUAGACUCAUCACUAAUAAUAUGUUGGUGGCUUUUGAGACUAUGCAUCACAUAAGUCAAAAAAGAAUUGGAAGGGUUGGAGAGUUGGCAUUGAAGUUAGACACGAGCAAAACUUAUGAUAGGGUGGAAUAGAUUUUCUUGUAUAAAAUUAUGGAGAAGCUGGGUUUCAAUUAUAGGUGGUGGGGUCUUAUGAUGCAAUGUAUUUCUUCUGUUACUUAUUCCAUUCGUAUUAAUGGGAAGUCUUGUGGCUGCAUUGUUCCAUCAAAGGGUUUAUGUCAAGGAGAUCCUUUGUCCCCAUACUUGUUUUUGAUUUGUGCUAAGGGUUUGUCUACUUUAAUAAAAAAGUCUGUGCAGCGUGGUUUUAUGGAGGGUGUUGCUGUUUGCUGUGGUGGUUCUAGUAUCUCGCACUUAUUUUUUGCAGAUGAUAGCCUUAUUUUUUGUAAGGAUAGCUUGGAGGAAUGUGAUGCGUUGCAAUAUGUUUUGAAAAUAUAUGAGGAGUCUUCAGGUCAACGAUUGAAUAGGGCUAAAACUUCUCUCUCUCUCUUUUUUUUUUUGAUAAGUAAGAAGAGAAUAUUAUUAAUAAAAAAAAAGAAAAUAAGCAUACA
Molecule: messenger RNA, 4873 nt
Organism: Quercus lobata
Lineage: Eukaryota; Viridiplantae; Streptophyta; Magnoliopsida; Fagales; Fagaceae
Exons: 1
Coding region: 1860-2588 (242 amino acids)
Source: RefSeq, a predicted model, not a curated record